AUGUCCAGUCCAAACAGCAGCCCGGAGCGAGAAGGUGGAGUCCCAGGGGUGGGGCAGAUGGAGGGUCUCUCCUCCCCCCCUGGUCUGGAGACUGACCCCACCUCCACGGGCAGCCCCGUCCUGAGCCCGGACUCCUCUUCCCACGACGCCGUGCAGUCAGCGCCCGCCGUCUCUCCCGCCGACUCUGAGAACCUGAGUCCGGACGAGCUGGAGCUGCUCGCCAAGCUGGAGGAGCAGAACAGGUUAUUGGAGGCAGACUCUAAGUCCAUGCGCUCCAUGAGUGGCUCCAGGAGGAACAGCGGCUCCUCUUUAGUGUCCAGCUCCUCCGCCUCCUCGAACCUGUCCCACCUGGAGGAGGACACCUGGAUCCUGUGGGGACGCAUCGUCAACGAGUGGGACGAAUGGAAACGGAAGAAAGACAAACUGCUUAAGGAGCUCAUCCGUAAGGGAAUUCCCCAUCACUUCCGGGCCAUAGUUUGGCAGUUGCUGGCCAACGCUACGGACAUGCCGGUGAAGAACCAGUAUUCGGAGCUGCUGAAGAUGUCCUCCCCGUGUGAGAAGCUGAUUCGCAGAGACAUUGCGCGUACAUAUCCCGAACACGAGUUCUUUAAGGGCCAGGACAGCCUCGGACAGGAGGUUCUCUUCAACGUCAUGAAGGCCUAUUCUCUGGUUGAUCGGGAGGUUGGCUAUUGUCAGGGUAGUGCGUUCAUUGUAGGACUGCUGUUAAUGCAGAUGCCAGAGGAAGAGGCAUUCUGUGUCUUUGUAAGGCUGAUGCAGGAAUACAGACUGAGGGAGCUCUUCAAACCCAGUAUGGCUGAACUGGGCCUCUGCAUUUACCAGUUUGAAUAUCUCCUCCAGGAGCAGUUGCCAGAGUUGAACGUUCACUUCCGCUCUCAGAGUUUCCACACCUCCAUGUAUGCUUCAUCCUGGUUCCUCACACUCUUCCUCACCUUCCUCCCUCUGCCCAUCGCCACUCGCAUCUUUGACAUCUUUAUGUAUGAGGGUCUGGAGAUUAUAUUCCGUGUUGGAAUGGCCAUCCUUCAGUACAACCAGACAGAUCUCAUACAGUUAGAUAUGGAGGGCAUGUCUCAGCACUUUCAAAAGGUUAUACCGCAUCAGUUUGACAGCUGUCCCGAUAAGCUCAUUCUGCGAGCGUACCAGGUCAAAUACAACCCCAAAAAGAUGAAGAAACUUGAAAAGGAAUACACCACAAUCAAGAACAAAGAAAUGGAGGAGCAAAUUGAAAUCAAGAGAUUACGCACAGAGAACAGACUACUGAAACAAAGGAUCGAGACACUGGAGAAGGAGAGUGCCGCUUUGGCAGACAGGUUGAUUCAGGGUCAGGUGACGAGGGCCCAGGAGGCGGAGGAGAAUUACGUGAUUAAGAGGGAACUGGCCGUGGUGAGGCAACAGUGCACCACAGCCAGCGAAAGCUUACAGAGAGCUCAGGACACCAUCAGAGAACUGCAGCAGCACCAGUACACUGAGCAGUUUGUGAGUGGUCUACAGACACAGCUGGAGGAGUCGCGACUGCGAGAGGCCGAGCUUCUCAGUGCCCUGAAGGAGAUGCAGGAUAAGGUUCUGGAACUGGAGAAGAGGAGUAGUUCUCUGCCUGACGAGACGAACGUGGCCCAGCUGCAGGAGGAGCUGAAGCAGAUGAAACUGAGAGAGAUGGAGACGUUGCGUUCGUUUCGAGAAAUGCAGGAGACCGUCACUGAACUCAACCAGCGUUGGCAGCACCAUGUGUCCCGUGGCGGAGGGGGUGGUCAUUGGAAGGAGUCUCCGAAGAAGAACGCGGUGAACGAGCUCCAGGACAAGCUGAUGGGAGUGCGUCUGAGGGAGGCCCAGUCCCAGGCCGAACUCAGAGAGGUCAAACUCAAAGCCCUGCAGCUGGAGAGCCAGAAUCAGAUUCAGAGUAAGCUGUUGAGUCGGCACGAGCAGGAGAGCGCCGCCCUGCUGGAGAGACUGCAGCACGUCACCUCACUGAACAAAAGUUUACAGAGCCAGCUGAGCGAGAUGAAGAGAAAACAGGCAGAGUCCGACUGCAAGAGCAAAGAGGAGGUGAUGGCCGUCCGACUGAGAGAGGCAGACAGCAUGGCCGCCAUGGCUGAACUCCGACAGAAAAUCGCUGAGUUAGAGAUACAGAAAGAAGAGGGUCUGAUCCAAGGUCAGCUGAACAAUUCUGACUCCAGACAGUACAUCAGUCAGCUACGAGAGCAGAUCGCAGAACUCAAGAACGAGAUCAGGCAGUUACGCGGCCAGCCCUCCAAGUUCCCCAGCGCUGGCGGCGGGGCCUACGAGGACCUGUGUCUGGCCAGCCCCGCUUCGGGCGAGGGCGAUUACCUCAGCUCGGAUGAGGACCUUCUCCCGAUCCCCCUACCGGGGACCGCCUUGUAUCCGCAUCACCCGUCCCCGCGGCUGGACAGCGACGGUAGCACUGACAGCGAGGUGGAGGAGAGGAGUGUGGAGCCUCUCCAGGACCCCCUGCCCCCCCAGCAGCAGAUGUACCCCGGGAUGGUGUGUGCCGAUGGCAUGGACAACUGA
This is a messenger RNA of Chanos chanos (milkfish), 2544 nucleotides long. It is a transcript of the gene evi5l, whose product is annotated as ecotropic viral integration site 5 like. Gene Ontology annotation, molecular function: GTPase activator activity; small GTPase binding. Gene Ontology annotation, biological process: regulation of GTPase activity. Bases 1 to 2544 code for a protein of 847 amino acids. The transcript is spliced from 19 exons. The record is from RefSeq and is a predicted model, not a curated record. NCBI's taxonomy places the organism in Eukaryota, Metazoa, Chordata, Actinopteri, Gonorynchiformes, Chanidae.